Lathyrus oleraceus (garden pea) is the source of this 1011-nucleotide messenger RNA. RefSeq lists its product as uncharacterized. The record is from RefSeq and is a predicted model, not a curated record. The transcript has a single exon. Bases 1 to 1011 code for a protein of 336 amino acids. NCBI's taxonomy places the organism in Eukaryota, Viridiplantae, Streptophyta, Magnoliopsida, Fabales, Fabaceae.
AUGAUUGAGGCAGGGGAUUUGGCGAACAGUGAGAACCUAAGAAUGAAAUAUUUCCCCAGUUCUUUAACGAAGAAUGCCUUCACGUGGUUUACAACUUUGCCACCAAAUUCCAUAGAUACUUGGCCUCAUUUGGAAAGAUUGUUUCAUGAACAAUUCUACAUGGGCCAAACUAAGAUAAGUCUUAAGGAAUUAGCCAGUAUCAAAAGAAAAAUCACUGAACCUAUAGAUGAUUAUCUGAAUAGGUUCCGUUUGUUGAAAUCUAGAUGCUUUACAAUAGUGCCUAAACACAAGUUGGUCGAAAUGGCUGCUGGAGGUUUAGACUAUUCCAUCAGUAAAAAGUUAGAUACCCAGUAUCUAAGAGAUAUGGCCCAAUUAGCAGACAGGGUUCGACAAGUCGAACGCUUAAAAGCUGAAAAGGCCAGAGCUAAUAAGAAUUAUAAGAAAGAAAGGGUUGCUUAUGUCGAAUUCGAAGAUGGGGAGUUUGAAAUCUCUAAUGACCCUUAUGGUCUUGAGGAAUUCGAAGUAGAUUUGGCUGAAUUAAAAGAAGCACCACCUUAUGCCUGUAAAUUACUUACACCUUUGAAUGGCAGGAACCCUGUCGAAACUGAAAAGAAUGAUAGAUUUCCUAAAAAUACUUACACAUUUGAUGUUACCAAAUGUGACAAAAUCUUCGAUUUAUUAAUAAAAUAUGGCCAAAUGAUAGUGCCUCCUAAUACCAAAAUUCCUCCGUUAGAACAACGGAAGAAAAGAGGCUUCUGUAAAUAUCACAAUUUUUUAGGUCAUAAAACCUCACAAUGCUUUCUUUUCAGGGAUCUUAUUCAUAAUCCAAUUAAGGAUGGCCGCCCCAAGUUCGCUGACAAUGGGAAAAACCAGAUGAAGGUUGACGCUUAUCCCCUCAACAUUGCUGACACAAAUUAUGUUGAACCUGUCGAAAUCAACAUGAUUGACAUAGGGGAAGUGGAGGUUGUGAAGGCAAUAGGAACUGAAGGUUAUGCGCUAGAUGGAAAGUAG